ACUUUUAUGUUACUAUUUCUACACACAAUCCAGAGGAUAUGAUGUGAGAAUUGUCAGUAACCUGGAAGAGAAAGUUGCUUCCUUCUUUUAUGUUAACACGCAAUUAGUCACUAAAGCGGUUUUCGUAAUUAUUGCAACAUUAAAGUGAUGUCACUGGUGAGUUUCUCAUGGCGGUCAUUCAGCUGCAGGGCUUGUAGUGAGUGCAUUGUAGUGUUAUUAGACUGAGUCACUGCAUCUCCGCCCCUGAGCUUCCCCCCUCUGUAGGAAGCACACCACUAUAAAACAGGCGUUGGCUUGGAGGAGCAGAACACACUGGAGCUAAAAACUUGCACAAUGGAGUUUUGCUUAUUGGCUUUAUUUGCAUUCUUGUCCUCUUUUUACACAGCUCUGGCAGUCCCACCGAGAGGUGUGUGCCUCCUCCAAGUGGACGAAGGACCUUGCAGAGCUGACAUUCAACGUUAUUACUACAACACCAUCACUCAGAAGUGUGAGGUUUUCUACUAUGGAGGGUGCCAAGGGAAUGCCAAUAACUUCAAGACUUACCAGGAGUGCCAGAAAACAUGUUUUAGGAUACCAAAGAUUCCUCAGAUGUGUAGGUUUCCAAUGGAGGAGGGGCCCUGCCGGGCACUCUUUAAGCGCUAUUUCUUCAACAUGACCACCAUGCAGUGCGAGCUUUUUUACUACGGUGGCUGCAAUGGCAACGCCAACCGCUUCUCAGAUCUGACCUCCUGCACGGAGUACUGCAGUCCACGAAAAACCAUGCCGGUGCUGUGCCUGGGACCUUUGGACAAAGGCAAAUGUUCCGCCUCCAUACCACGCUACUACUACAACACAGCCACCAAGAUGUGUGAGGAGUUUAUAUACUCAGGCUGCGGGGGGAGCAGCAACAACUUUGUCUCGAGGCAAAGCUGCAUGGACGUCUGUGUUAAAGGAGGGAAAAAGCACACUGGACAAGGAAAAAUCCGUCGCUUGAGAAGGAACCGGAUCACUAUUUUGCAGGCAUAAACAGAAAAUCACACUUGGACUGAUGCUUUAAAAAAAAAAAACACACAAAUAUUUCGAUUACGACUGCGCAUGUUCAGUUGCGUUUUUUGGAUUGUGUAAGAAUGUAAUGUAUAUUUUCUUUGACUGUGACUCCUUUAAGCACAUUUUUGUAUAAAUAUCUAUAUUUGAUAAAGUAUAUAUUCAUUGA
This is a messenger RNA of Dunckerocampus dactyliophorus (ringed pipefish), 1192 nucleotides long. RefSeq names its product tissue factor pathway inhibitor 2 (gene tfpi2). The record is from RefSeq and is a predicted model, not a curated record. Gene Ontology annotation, molecular function: serine-type endopeptidase inhibitor activity. Gene Ontology annotation, cellular component: extracellular region. The transcript is spliced from 5 exons. NCBI's taxonomy places the organism in Eukaryota, Metazoa, Chordata, Actinopteri, Syngnathiformes, Syngnathidae. Gene Ontology annotation, biological process: negative regulation of peptidase activity. Bases 334 to 1005 code for a protein of 223 amino acids.